AUGUCUAAGACACCGAGCAAACACGGCCGCGAUCAAACACAGGGAUUCUUGAAUGACUUGCAGGACUGGGAACUUUCUUUGAAGGAUAAGGACAAGAAAAUCAAGCAGCAGCCUGCUAAGUUGUCAAAUCCGAAUAGUGAGAAAUUCAGACCGAGUGGUUCAGGGGAAUAUGACUUUGUAAAAAAGUAUGGUCCGGUGAAUGAUUUGUCAAGUAGUUUCGUGGAUGCUAAUUCAGAGAAGGAACAGGGUAAUGAGUUUUUCAAGCAGAAAAAGUUCAAUGAGGCGAUCGAUUGUUAUUCUAGGAGCAUUGCUUUAUCUCCAAAUGCUGUGGCUUACGCAAAUCGGGCAAUGGCUUACCUUAAAAUCAAAAGAUAUCGAGAGGCCGAGGUAGACUGCACAGAAGCCUUAAAUCUGGAUGAUCGAUACAUAAAAGCAUACUCACGCCGAGCAACAGCAAGAAAAGAACUCGGCAUGCUUAAGGAAGCGAAGGAAGAUGCUGAGUUUGCAUUAAGAUUAGAGCCUCAGAGUCAGGAACUCAAGAAGCAGUACGCCGACAUCAAAUCUUUUCUCGAGAAAGAAAUUAUUCAGAAAGCCACGGGAGCAAUGCAAAGCACUGCACAAGAAUUGCUCAAAACAGCGGGUUUAGAUAAGAAAACAAAAAUGCCAAAUACAGAAAUAAAUUUGAAGCCGGUGACCCUGGGGGCCAAAACAAAUGGGGAUAUGGUUCGGCCUCUUUCAGGUAGCAAGGAAAGUUCGGGGAAGAAGCUCAUUGAAAAUGUACAACCUGAGGAGAAAAACAAAGAAGGUUCCAAGAAAAUUUCAACUAUCACAGAACAUGUAGACCGUAAGAAAGUGACGCCUAGAAGCCUAGGUUAUGAGGAGGCGGCGAGGGCUUCUGGCAGAAAUAGUACUCAGCCUUCUGGUCCGGGAAACCAGGUUUCUAGAAAGCUGGAACUAAAACCAUCAGUACAAGAGCUUGCUACUCGUGCAGCAUCACUUGCAAUGGCUGAAGUUUCUAAAAACAUUAACGCCCCAAAAUCUGCUUACGAAUUUGAAAACUUAUGGCGGAGUUUUUCUGGGGACCGUGUAUUACAAACCCAGUUGUUGAAGGUUACGACUCCGAGCUCUUUACCUCAGAUUUUCAAGAACGCCUUGACUUCUCCUGUACUGGUUGACAUUAUCAAAUGCGUAGCCUUAUUUUUCGAUGAAGAUAUGGAUCUAGCUGUUAAAUACAUUGAGAACCUAACAAAGGUUCCUAGAUUCAACAUGCUCGUCAUGUGCCUUACCUCAACCGAGAAAAACGAGCUUCUCAAGAUAUGGAAUGAUGUUUUCUGCAAUAAGGAAACUCCAAUGGAGCAUGCAGAGGUCUUAGACAAACUGAGAUCAAGAUACUGCCUGAAACAGUAA
Messenger RNA from Arabis nemorensis, 1407 nucleotides. The record is from the annotation of a GenBank genome assembly. Lineage: Eukaryota; Viridiplantae; Streptophyta; Magnoliopsida; Brassicales; Brassicaceae.